This is a messenger RNA of Cygnus olor (mute swan), 2925 nucleotides long. RefSeq names its product testis expressed 12 (gene TEX12). The transcript has 5 exons. The coding region runs from base 461 to 829 and encodes 122 amino acids. Lineage: Eukaryota; Metazoa; Chordata; Aves; Anseriformes; Anatidae. The record is from RefSeq and is a predicted model, not a curated record.
AUAGCGUUCUUCAGCAUUUUCGGAGAGUUUCAUGAAGCGGGCCAUGACAUUGAAUUGAAUAUUGCUUCUAUUUUGAGGAAGUGCUUAGUUCUUGUUCUUUCAGCAGUUUCACUUCUUACCCCGAGUUCUGACUUUCAGAGGAUAUAUGGAUAAAACGUGUAAGGUUAAGAUCUGUUCUCUUAACCAGAAACGAAAGAUGUGUGAAAAGUCUCCUGUACUCCAACGUAACCUCACAUUUUGUGAGUAUUUUCUUGGUUGUAGCUCGUUGACCUGAGCUUUAGGAAGGCAGUAGCAGAAUGGUGUUGAACAUUUUGGGCUAAGAACAUGAGGUGUAAUGCUGAAGAAGAUUUCCCAGAUCGUGGUGGCCAGCCUCUCGCUGCUGUAAACCAGCCACCUCACAGCACCAUCUGACUCAGAUGCUUCCUAAUGAAACCGUGCCUAAUUUACCUACAGUGUAACAAUGACAAGCAACACACAAAAAUCUGAUGAAAAUAGAAGUAAGCGUAAAAAAGAGAUGGAGAAUGAAGCUACAGAGAAUCCUCAGUUGUCCUCCACUGACAAAACAGACGUGUCUUUUUCUGAGGGCUCACAGUCCCUCUACAAACCUGAACCACUGGAAGAGGUUUUAAAUGAGAUGAACAAAGAAAUUAAGAACUUGUUAUCAAAAUAUGCCCACAUUUUAAGUGAGAGAGCAGCAAUGGAUGCUUCUUAUGUCCAAGAACUUGAUGGAAUCUUGAAAGAAGCAAGGACCCUAGAAAACCACUUAAAACAGAAAAGGGAGAGUCUGAAACAGAGAUUCACUGUGAUUGCAAAUACUCUGCAAAGCUGAAUGGAGUCUGUUAGACUGCAGAAAUACAGAGCAAAACCUUUGUAAAAACCAUGGUGAAUGUGAUGAUGAAUGUUUCAUAAAUAUCUUCUGUAAGUAUUUCUAAUUCAGGAAACUUUCAACAAUUUAAACAGCAUCUUAUUUUUUUGAUAAGUAAGCAUAUGCAAUAUGUAGGGUAGUGACAGUAAACAUAGCACUAAAUAUCCCUUUCAAAUCCUACCACUCCAAGGGAUUCUAGAGAUUAGAACAUCUUUUCUUGUUGACCCAUUGUGUAGGCUGUCCCUGUAAUUCCAUCCUUAGAAAACUAAAUUUUGAUGCUAAAAUUGUAGUAGAAUGUAUCUGAAAUUUUAUUUUUAUUUUUGUAUCUGAGCAUAAAUAGAUUGAAGAGAUCAGCUUAGAAACAGGAGAGUUCUAUUAAGAGUAUUACUUUGGGAAAUGUAUAAAGAAAUAUAAAGUCUUAAUUUGAAUAUAUAUUUCAAUACCUACAGCUUUUCAAAUGAAAAAAGGCCAUUUUAAUAUAAUCAUAAAAGCAUAUAAUCAAAACUUUGCUGGUAAUAUCAAUAAAUGAAAGAUAAUGUUACCUCUAUCUUGAAUUACACAGUUCUUUUAUUAUUGUUGUUAUUAUUUUGAUACAUCAAUACUGUUUGCUGUAUAUCCAGUUUAUUUAAGGGUGAUUAUAGAGGUUUUGAGCAAUUUUUCUUUCUUGUCUUUUCAUUCAGUUAAAAGAUGAAACAUAAAAUAUAUAAAGCAUUAUUUGUACUAAUUGUGAGGCCAGUGUAAUAAAGAAAAGUGCUAGAUAAUCCUGUUGCUAGCAUAAGAUAGAUAAAUAUCUCUUUCUCGUAGUGCUGUGUGUUAAUUUUCUCUUUAAAUCUUUUCGGACUUAAAAGGCGGAAAGGAAGGUAGAUACAAGUCCCGACUGAAUGUGAUGUCUGUCAAGCUAAUACUAAUAAUCAAAUUAAAACAAAUGAGAGAAACUGGACACCUAGGAAGAGAUUUUCCAAGGUAUCUAAAGAUGCAGAUAUGGACUUAGUAGGAUUUUCGAAGUGCCUACGCAUGUAAGCACCUUACAAGCUUAGGAAUUUCUUAAAAUCCCAUAAGAUGACUAUCUGCAUAUUUAGCAUCUAAAGACUUUUAAAAAUCUCACCACUAGGAUACAUCAUAUUUUACUAGACUGGUAAUUUUGUAAUCGGUCUCUGCAAUUCUGUUUAAAUGCAAGAAAGUGGGAGAAAAAGAGAAGUUUUUGGAAGGUAAAUUUUAUAGAAUAUUGUACUCGGUGUCUCUAGAAUAAUUGAUUAUCUAAAAAAAAAAUUAUUAAAGGUAGAGUUUAAAAUUGUCAUCUGUGAAGUGUUUGAAAUUGAAAAUCUACCUGAAGUAACUUAUAUAAGCAUUUAAAUAAAAUUAUUGCAACUUUCAUGACUGUUAAAUAUCUGUUUGUUUUGUCAAAUUCAAUAGAGGCUUGCUGCGUUUUAUCUGUUUGUACCUAGGAAAAUUAUGCAACUUUUUUAGAUCAGCUGGAUACAGAUCAUUAGAUUUAGUUUACAUGGCUAAUAUAUAUAGGCUGUAAAGCUCUAGCUCUAGUAUCAAGUAUUAAUAGGAUGCACAACUCAAAAGUCCCAUUGGAUCACAGAGUGCAAGUUUGUUCCCUUAGGGGUUCAAAAGAGCACAGAUAUGUACUGUUAAUCUUGUAGUGGUCUGCUCCGUUUAAAAACUUCAUAAAAUCCAAUAAAACUAGUCAAUCCGCACCUCUUAGAAUGGAGAACUGCUUAAAUCUGACAUUCAAGUGCAGUUAAAUUCAACAAACCUCUCUCAAAGAUGACUUGCUUUUCUACAGUGACUUCUACAACUGGUUUUCAUUACGUUACACUGCUUGUUUGUAAUGUGGUAUAAUUUAUGGUGGGAUUUCUGUCGUAGUAAAAGGAUUUUAGAGUCUGAGGAGACAUUAAAAGUAAAUUCACUAGGCAUGGCUACAGUAGACUAGGUGAACUUGUGAACGGUGUGACUAUGCUUAUUAAAAGGCAGUCAUUCAAAGCUUUGUGUGAUUUUGAAAUCGACGUUUUUAGAACUAAUUACUAAAUUGCUAUGAGCAACAAAACUUCUGG